Messenger RNA from Anopheles moucheti, 6770 nucleotides. Its product is annotated as cadherin-87A. The transcript is spliced from 19 exons. Gene Ontology annotation, biological process: homophilic cell-cell adhesion. The coding region runs from base 1 to 6105 and encodes 2034 amino acids. The record is from RefSeq and is a predicted model, not a curated record. Gene Ontology annotation, molecular function: calcium ion binding. Lineage: Eukaryota; Metazoa; Arthropoda; Insecta; Diptera; Culicidae. Gene Ontology annotation, cellular component: plasma membrane.
AUGUUACCCCGAUGGAAAGUCUUCGUGUCGCUCGUUACGAUUGGUCUGCUGCUCGUACCAUGUCACUGCAACCUGCCACCAGUGUUCACCCAGGACAUGAACAAUCUCGCCCUGUCCGAGCAAACACCGGUCGGGACGGUCGUGUACAAGCUCGAAGGCUACGACCCCGAGGGCGGUAACGUUUCGUUCGGUUUGAUCGGAUCGGAUAACUUCAUCGCCGAUCCCAUCUCGGGCGAUGUGCAGGUGAUCAAGGAGCUCGAUCGUGAGGCGCAGGAUACGCUAUCCUUCUCGGUUUCGAUUCGAGAUCGAGUUAGCACCACCGGCAUUGAGUCAGAGAAUGAUAACAUCGUCAACGUUCCGAUCACUAUCAUUGUGCUGGACGAGAAUGAUAACCCACCGGAGUUUCAGAACGUACCGUACGAGACGGAAGUGCUGGAAAAUGCUCAACCCGGUACCACCAUAUUCGACGGCAUUCUCGUAACGGACCGGGACACGGUCGGGGAAAACCUGGACGUAUCCUGCAUACCGCAGCCACAGAAUCCGGACGCAUGCGAAAAGUUUGCCAUCGAGGUGACGGAGAGUCAGCAGGAUCGGUUGACGGCGGCGGUGGUACUGAAGGAACCGCUCGACUACAACGAUCGGAUGAUCUACCAGGUGCUGCUGGAUGCUAGCGAUGGGCUGUACAAUGCUUCCGCCGGGCUGGAGAUUCAUGUGCGCGACGUCCAGAAUGCACCGCCCGUGUUCCAGGGUUCGCUGGCCGCGGUCAUCAACGAGGACAGUCCAAUCGGUACGCUGGUGAUGGUGAUUCAAGCGCGCGACGGUGAUCGUGGUCAGCCGCGCAAGAUAGUGUAUGAGCUGGUGACGAAUCCGAUGGAUUACUUCCUGCUGGACAAACACACCGGUGAGCUGCGCACGGCGAAACCGCUCGACAAGGAAGCACUGCCGGAUGAUACCGGACUAAUCAUACUCACGGUUAAAGCUCGCGAGGUGGUGGAUGGCGUACCUGGGAACGACAAUCUGACGGUCGCCACCACCCAAGCAUCAAUAACGAUACGCGACGUGAAUGAUUCACCGCCGAUGUUCAACAAAACGGAGUACUUUGUGUCGCUGUCGGAAAACACCGCACCGGGUACGCCGCUGCCGCUGGAGAUCAGUGUGCGCGACCCGGACGUGGGCGAGAAUGCGGAAUUUUCGCUUCGCCUCAACGACGUCUCGAACGUGUUCGACGUCGAACCGAAGCUGGUCACGGGCUCGUCGCAGAUAAGCAUCCGCGUCGCCAAUGGCACACUCGACUACGAGAAUCCGAACCAGCGCAAGUUCAUCGUGCUGCUGAUAGCGGAAGAGACCAGAACGCACCCGAAGCUAUCGUCGACGGCCACGCUCACCGUGUCAAUAACGGAUGCGAACGAUAAUAGGCCCAUCUUCGAGCAGGAUUCCUACUCCACGACCGUAUCCGAGACGGCCCAUCCGGGGCAUCUGAUAGCGACGAUCACGGCGCGGGAUCUAGAUUCGGGUCUGUACGGCGAUCAGGGCAUACGGUACUCGCUGUCCGGCACGGGUUCGGAGCUGUUUGCCGUGGACGCCAUUACCGGUGCCAUCUCGGUGGCCGAUUGUCCGGUGCCGGUGGCCGGUUCGCAACCGGCGGAUGGAUUGGUGGUGCGGCGACGCCGCCGCCAAAUACCGACCCUUUCCGAUCUGCAGCGCGACUAUCCGGACCGGAACCAGCUGAACGCGUCGGCCCGGGGCGUCGAGUACAUGACGUACCGCAUUGUCAACAGUGGCGAAUCAAACGAGUUUCACGACGUCAACGUAAUCGCACCGCCGACAAUAUCGACACUGUACGAUAGCUUCGAAUCGACGACGGUGGACGCGUCGGACGGCCCGGACCCGCCGACCACGGCCCACAUCGAGCCGCUGCACACGAACGAUAUACAACACCCGCGGCAACCGGUUGGCCCGGGUAAGGCGCCCUGUUUGGACUACGAAACCCAAUCGGUGUACUACCUUUCCUACCGGGCGACCGACGACGAAGGCCGUGGGCAAACAUCCGUCGUAUCGGUACGCAUCAGUUUGCUCGAUGCAAACGAUUCGCCGCCGGUGUGCGAAAGCCCACUCUACCGGGCAUCGGUCGACGAAGGUGCGGCCGUGUUCGAGCCACCGCUCAUCAUUAGGGCACGGGAUCCGGAUGUCGUUUCCGAAAUCAACUACCGCAUCAUCGGUAACGAGGCCGUCACGCGGCAUUUCGAAAUCGAUAAACGCACCGGCCAGCUGACGAUAUCGAAAUCGGUUGCGCUCGAUGUGAACCAUCUGAAGUCGGAAAAUGUGUUCUUUGGCGUCGAGGCUACCGACGGGCUGUACACGACGCUCUGCAAUGUGAACAUCACCAUCCGAGAUGUUAAUAACCACGCACCGCAGUUUGCUCGGGAAAACUAUCUCACCUCGAUCGAGGAAAACUUUCCAAUCGGAACCAUAGUUGAGCGCUUACAAGCCAUCGAUUUGGAUACCGGCAUAAAUGCGGAGAUCAGAUAUCGCAUCCAGCAGGGUAGCUUCGAUGACUUUACCAUCGACAAUACGACCGGUGUGGUGAGCAUCGCACGCAAGCUAGACUACGAUCGGCGCAACACGUACCAGAUGGAGAUCGUUGCCUCGGACUCGGGCACACCGAGCCUAUCCGGCACGACAAUGCUGACGGUGAGCAUCAUCAACAGCAACGAUAAGGCACCGUACUUUACGCCCACAACGCAACGGGCCGAGGUGAGCGAGGACGCACCGAUUGGGACGCUGGUCCACACGCUCGUGGCCGUUGAUCCGGAUGUGGCCUCGAGCGAAUCGCUGGACUAUGCCGCUACGGAACCGAUUACGGCGGUGGACAAGAACGGGAAGGAGGUCGGCGAGAUGGAAGACUUCAAGGAUAUGUUUAUGAUCGAUCGUUCGGGCAAGGUGUACGUUAAUCGGCGUUUGCUCCGGGAUAGCUUUGCGGUCAUCCGUAUCACCGUACUCGUCACGGAUACGACGGCUCCAUCGAUUCAACAGGGCGAAGGAUUACUCAUUAUCACAAUUACGGACGUGAACGAAGAGCCACCGCUCUUUGCACCACCAUGGACACCGGAGAAUCCGCACUACCAGUACCAAGUGGUAGAGGAGCAGCCAAUCGGCACCAUCCUGACAACGGUGCAAGCAACAGAUGCCGACUCAACGAUUGCCGAGUACCGGAUGACGGAAAACAGCUUUUUCGAGAUUCACAACACCACAGGACUGGUGCGGAGCAAGGCGCGGAUUGACUACGAGGUAGCGCCGGUGAUAAAGUUCAACGUGUCCGUCGUCGAUACGGGCGUGCCGCAGCUUACCUCAACGGCCCAGUUCACGGUGGACGUAGUGAACACGAACGACAACGAUCCAGAGUUCGAACAGGCCGAGUAUAUGCUGCAAGUGCGAGAAAACAGCCCGGUCGGGACGUUGGUCGGUGUGGUGCGGGCCCACGAUGCCGAUGCCGGUCUGUACGGUCAGCUGACGUACACGAUCGUGGGCGAUCACAGUGCGAACUUUGGGAUCGAUCCGGACACUGGCGCCAUCACGGUCCACAACGCAUCCGCACUCGAUCGGGAAGCGGAGCAGGAGGUCAGCCUGACGGCGAUUGCAACGGAUCGUGCACCGGAAGGAAUGCGACGGUCCACUACGGCCCCGGUCCAGAUACGCAUACUGGACGAGAACGAUAAUGGGCCAACUUUUUCGCAGCAGAUCUACCAUGCAACGGUGGCGGAAAAUGCGGCACUCCAUCCACCGGCAGCCAUACUGCAGGUAAUGGCGACGGAUCCGGACGAGGGAGCAGCAGGAGACGUUAAGUACGCCAUACUGUCGGAUAAUGUCGGGGGAAUUUUCCGGCUGGACGCUAACUCGGGCAUCCUUUAUCCCGGGGCUAGUUUAAUUGGAAAAAGCGGUCAGUACCGCAUCGAUAUAGAGGCGCGCGAUGGAUUAGGUUCGGGACCGCACAACGAUGCAGCCACAAUAGUGAUCGAAAUCCAGAGCAUCAAUCAGCAUCGUCCCGUGUUCAUCAUGCCGGCACUCUACAAUGCGACGGUCGAAAUUCCGGAGAAUCUAGCCACUCCCGAUUAUUUGGUGAUGACUGUCAAAGCGACCGACAAUGAUUCCGGAUCGAACGGUAAAGUGCUAUACUAUCUCCAGGUGAACAGUGUAAAUGUGCAGGAAACGGGAGAGUUUAGCAUAAACGAAAUGUCCGGUGAGUUACGCAUCCGCCGUCAGUUGGACCGGAAGCGCCAGUCACGGUACGAGCUGAUACUGGUUGCCCGCGACCAGGGCACGCCCGCCUGGUUCGAAACGUUGCGCUUCCUCACGGUGCUGCUGGUGGACGUGAACGAAAACUAUCCCGAAUUUCCGGACGCCUCGAAUCCGUACAAAUUCUACAUCACCGAGAAUGGGGCGCGUGAUGUGCGGAUCGGCAAAAUACAGGCGUUCCUAGAUAGUCCCAAUCCGGCCAUCUUCUACUACAUGCUGCUCGGCAACGAGGAUGGUGCGUUCUACGUGGAUAAGACGAGCGGUGACCUGUACACGAACCGGUCCAUCGAUCGGGAGGAAAACGACAUGUACGUGCUGUACGUGCUCGCCAGCAAGCAGCCCGAUUUGUACGUGAGCGAACAUGAGCGGGCGCUGCUGUCGAUGGAACAGCUGGAGCGGAACGCCACCGUGGCAAAGGUGUGGGUCCACGUGCUGGACAUCAACGAUAACCCGCCGGUGUUUAAGCGGGACGUGUACUAUGCCGGCAUCAGCUCGAAGGCUUCGAUCAACGAGCUGGUCACGAUCGUUAAUGCGACCGAUCGGGAUUUGGGUGUGAACGCUACGCUGGACCUGUUCAUACGCGGGUCGUAUCUGUACAAGUACGGUGCUAGCAAGACGACGGGCAGCAUCGUACCGAGCCCGUUCGCUAUCUCGAAGGAGGGCCGUGUGGUGACCGCCAACUACAUGGCGGAGUACAACCAGGACCGGUUCGUGCUGGAGAUUGCGGCGAAGGAGGUCGAAUCGCCGGAACGCGAAGCGGCGGCACGCGUGCACGUGUGGAUCUUCAAUCCGGAGCAGCUGGUGCGCAUGAUACUGUCCCGUCCGCCGUCCGAGGUGCACCAGGAUCGGGACGAGAUCGUGUCGGAGCUGGGCAACGCAACGCAGCGGCUCAUCAUUGUGGAUGAAAUUCGCUACCAUGUGGACAGCCUCGGGCGCAUCCGCAUGGACUGGUGCGAUAUGUACUUCCACGCGGUUGACAUGACGACGCAGAUGAUCGUGCCGGUCGAGGAAAUUCUGCGCGAAAUCGAUGCCAAAUACGAUUUUCUUCAGGAUUAUAACGCUGGAUUCUCGAUACUGAACGUGGUACCGGCUUACGCCACAACUGCGCAGGACGAGUUUGACCUAGCUUUGGCAGCGUUGAUUGCGCUUUUGGUUGUGUUGUUCGUGGGAGCUGUUAGUUUCAUCGUACUUUGCUGCUGUCUGAAACAUUGGUCUAUCUCGAUACCCAGCGAAACGAGACGUAAGGAUGCGCUUAUCAAAAAGCAAAUUAUAGAAGAUUUAAAUACGACCGAAAAUCCCCUGUGGAUUGAACAAAAGCUAAAGCUCUACGAAGAGCAGGAGCUCACGAUGCAGGUAUUUUCCGAGCCGGAAAUGUCCCAGCAGCAGUCGAUGAACAACUCGAACAGCGCCAACAGCACCCAAGACCCAUCCUCGCAGCUGUCGCUGACGCUCGGGCUUGACCAUCACCAUCAGCUGCAUCAUCAGCAGACGCCACCGCAUCUGUCCCAGCAUCGGAGAGAUUCGUACGAUCUGUCACAGGCGGGUGAUAACACGUACGCCACCAUACAGCCGCGCAACUAUGGCACCAACAAUCUGAGUACGGUGCUGGGCAGUUCCAUGGUACCGCCCGGCGGUUUAAGCUCGUCCGGUGUUACGAGCACCAGCGCGACAAGCUCGAGUGAAGUCGCCGACUACGCUACGUUGCGCAACAGUCGGGCUCCUUCGCAGCUGUUCGAAUUCCGGGGUUCCACGUUUCAGGUGCAACAACCUGGCGGUACGGAUCAACCCGAUUACGUGACGGAGCUUAUGUAGGUUGCAUCGGCGGGAUCGAGCUUGCUCCAUCGUAGUGUAGUAGAAUAACUAAUAAGUAGGGUUUUUGUAGUGUUCUUUUACUCUGACCUUCUAUACAUUCCAAGAAGUCAUAGGAGUGGUAGGGAAUUCGCACAGAGGAGAACUGGAGUAGUCGUAAGCUUGGUGGAUCGUAAAAGAACCCGUCAGCGACCUGGACGGUGACGGUAGCAUAGGAGAUCCAAGGGUCUAAAACGCACGAGUUCAAAUCCCCUGAACGUACACCGAAAAGGAUGGCCAGGAGGAUGAAGACAGAAACAAGACUUAAGCAAACCUUGAUGACGCACAAGCUCAUGGCUGAGCGAAUUACGAGAUUACAUGAUAGAGACAAUAAAUAGAUUUUAUUGAGCUGGGUCGAUUUGGCAGGGAACGCCUUCGGGACAGAUUGAAAAACCCAGAACAACAAAAAAAAACCGGUUCGACGGCAUACGGACGCUUGCACCUUUCCUUGGAAAUCCUUUUUUGCGUUCCCUUCCAACAUUCGUUCACCCCUCUUUGCCGAUCGUAUGAGGGGCAUUAUGGAUGCUUCUAUCAAUUAAUUUAUUUUUAAUCAUUAUCACACCAUUACCUCUAUCCAGAAUUAAUCAUUCUUUUGAUGGACCAUUUACGAGCGUCCCCGGGCGUGUGCA